AUUAACUUAUUCUCCACCUCUGUAGCUGUAUCAAUUAUUAUUUUAGUCCUCCCUAUUGUGGCCUCUUUCACUAACAUUUUUAAUAGUCCUAACUACCCUCACUACGUAAAAACUUCAGUAUCUUAUGCAUUCACUAUCAGUCUCAUUCCAACAUUAAUUUUCAUCGCUACUAGUCAAGAAAUAAUAGUAUCCAACUGACACUGAAUAACAAUUCACACCUUAAAAUUAACAACCAGCUUUAAAUUAGAUUACUUCUCUAUACUAUUCACCCCAAUUGCACUAUUUGUUACAUGGUCUAUCAUAGAAUUUUCCAUAUGAUAUAUACACUCAGACCCUAAAAUCAACCAAUUCUUUAAAUACCUACUCAUAUUUCUUAUUACUAUACUAAUUUUAGUCACCGCUAAUAAUAUAUUUCAGCUAUUUAUUGGAUGGGAGGGAGUGGGAAUCAUAUCAUUUCUCCUCAUCGGCUGAUGACACGGGCGAACAGAUGCCAAUACUGCAGCCUUACAAGCAAUCUUAUACAACCGCAUUGGAGAUAUUGGCUUUAUUAUAGCCUUAGCCUGAUUUGCUAUUAACCUCAACACAUGAGAACUCCAACAAAUCUUUAUUUUAGACAAUAACAUUACCAUCCUCCCACUGAUAGGAUUAAUUCUUGCCGCCACGGGCAAAUCCGCACAAUUUGGUCUACACCCAUGACUCCCAUCAGCUAUAGAAGGCCCGACGCCCGUAUCAGCCCUACUUCAUUCUAGCACAAUAGUAGUAGCUGGAGUUUUCCUCCUAAUCCGCUUCUACCCCUUGCUAGAAAAUAACAAAACUGCCCAAACAUUAAUCCUAUGCCUAGGCGCAAUCACUACCUUAUUCACAGCCCUAUGUGCCCUCACACAAAACGACAUCAAAAAAAUUGUAGCCUUUUCCACAUCAAGUCAACUCGGACUAAUAAUGGUCACAAUCGGAAUUAACCAACCACACCUGGCAUUUCUCCACAUCUGCACCCACGCCUUCUUCAAAGCUAUGCUCUUUCUCUGCUCCGGCUCAAUUAUUCACAGCCUCAAUGAUGAACAGGAUAUCCGAAAGAUAGGCGGCCUAUAUAAGACUAUACCCUUCACAGCCUCAGCCCUCACUAUUGGUAGUCUGGCCCUCACAGGUAUACCAUUCCUAACAGGCUUUUACUCAAAAGAUCUAAUUAUUGAAUCAGCAAACACGUCUAAUACCAACGCCUGAGCCCUUAUCAUCACUCUUAUUGCCACAUCCCUAACAGCUGUCUAUAGCACUCGAAUUAUCUUCUUCGCCCUCCUGGGUCAACCCCGUUACCCAGCCCUUAUUGUUAUUAACGAAAAUAACCCUCUACUCAUUAACUCUAUUAAACGCCUUGCACUAGGAAGCAUUUUUGCAGGAUUCUUAAUUUCCAACCUUAUUACACCAAACAAUGUCCCUCAAAUAACUAUACCCCUAUAUAUAAAAAUAACUGCUCUAUUUGUUACCAUUAUAGGCUUUACUAUUGCAAUAGAACUUAACCAACUCAGCCUUAGUCUAAAAAUAACUACACAAUCUCCGUACUUUAACUUCUCAAACAUACUAGGGUUCUUUCCAAUGACAAUUCAUCGUAUUCUACCCUAUCUAAACCUUUCAGCUAGCCAAAACAUAGCCACAUUACUCCUAGAUAUGACCUGAACUGAAAAAGCGAUCCCGAAAAAUAUCUCAGACAUUCAAAUUUUCGCAUCAACCUCCGUAUCCUCACAAAAAGGCCUCAUUAAACUCUACUUCCUAUCUUUCUUAAUCUCUUUACUCUUAGUACUAUUUAUUUUAACCUAG
Oryctolagus cuniculus (rabbit) is the source of this 1812-nucleotide messenger RNA. The record is from the annotation of a RefSeq genome assembly. Lineage: Eukaryota; Metazoa; Chordata; Mammalia; Lagomorpha; Leporidae.